CACCUUAAGCUCAUAUCCCUCCUAGCAAUAACAACAUCCCUUUAAUUCCUUCAUCCAAAAACCAAUGGCUUUCAAGCACAGAUCCAUUGCCUAUCUACUUUCGAUCUUGAUCUUUGUAUCCUUGCAUGUAGCAAAUGGUAUUCCUCCAGAAACCAUUUGUGGGUCCACCGUAAACCCUACUUAUUGUAAAAACAUACUUGCCAAUCAAAAUGGAAACAUUUAUGACUACGGUCGAAUUUCAAUUCGAAAAUCCUUAUCGCAAUCCCGUAAGUUCAUGAACUCAAUAGACUCACACCUUCAAGGUGGUUCGUCUUUGUCUCAAUCCACAAUUCGUGCUCUUGAAGAUUGUCGAUUCCUUGCUGAAUUGAGUUUUGAAUACUUAUCAAACACCUAUACAACAACAAAUCAAUCUAGUAAUGUUCUUCCAACUUCUCAAGCAGAAGACUUUGAAACUUUUCUUAGUGCCGUUUUGACUAAUCAACAAACAUGUUUGGAAGGUCUAAACACUAUAGCUUCUGAUCAGAGAGUGAAGAAUGAUUUGUUGUCAUCGCUCUCCGAUGAUAUGAAGCUUCAUAGUGUCACCCUAGCGUUGUUCAAAAAAGGUUGGGUUCCUAAAAAUAAAAUAAGAACAUCAUGGCCACAAAAUGGAAAGCAUUUGAAUUUCAAAAAUGGUCGUUUGCCAUUGAAGAUGUCAAAUAAAGCACGUGCUAUUUAUGAUUCCGCUAGACGCAAUGGGAGAAAACUACUUCAAACUAAUACUAAUGAAGAUAGUGUUGUGGUGAGUGAUGUUGUCGUUGUUAGUCAAGAUGGAAGUGGAAACUUUACCGCAAUCAAUGACGCCGUAGCUGCUGCACCAAAUAACACGGUUGCUAGUGAUGGAUACUUCUUCAUAUUUAUCACCAAAGGUGUGUAUCAAGAGUACGUAUCUAUACCCAAAAACAAAAAGUACUUGAUGAUGGUUGGAGAGGGAAUCAAUCAAACAGUUAUCACAGGAGACCACAAUGUUGUUGAUGGUUUCACAACAUUCAAUUCGGCUACAUUUGCUGUAGUUGGUCAAGGGUUUGUGGCAGUUAACAUAACAUUUCGCAACACCGCUGGACCAAGCAAACACCAAGCAGUUGCACUAAGAAGUGGAGCAGAUAUGUCCACCUUCUAUAGUUGUAGCUUUGAAGGGUAUCAGGACACAUUGUAUACACAUUCUCUAAGGCAGUUUUAUCGAGAAUGCGAUAUAUACGGAACAGUUGACUUCAUAUUUGGAAAUGGUGCAGUUGUUUUGCAAAAUUGUAACAUUUAUCCUCGCCUUCCGCUAAGUGGACAAUUCAAUUCCAUCACAGCUCAAGGUCGAACUGAUCCAAAUCAAAACACUGGAACUUCUAUACAAAAUGCAACUAUUAAAGCAGCAGAUGAUUUGGCUCCGAAAGUUGGAACUGUACAAACAUACCUUGGGAGACCGUGGAAAGAAUAUUCGAGGACAGUUUUUAUGCAAUCUUUCAUGGACAGCUUCAUAAACCCUGCUGGUUGGCAUGAAUGGAAUGGUGAUUUUGCGUUGAAUACUUUGUACUAUGCAGAGUACAGCAACAGAGGAGCGGGUUCAAGCACCGUGAAUCGAGUGACAUGGCCUGGUUAUCAUGUUAUCGGUGCUACCGAUGCAGCCAAUUUCACGGUGUCCAAUUUCUUGAGUGGUGAUGAUUGGAUUCCUCAAACUGGUGUUCCAUACUCCAGUGGAUUGAUAUAGUCAAAUUCAAACACCUAGAGUAUGAAGUUGUUCAAUUUUAUAUAUUUUCUUCUAUUUAUAUAAACGUGUUUUCUCUUCACACCUAGAGCAUUUUUGUGUACGUUUUUCACAAAGGCAAUAUGAGAGUUUGUUGUAAAUAUCAUAUUAUUAUAAAAUAAUUGAUGAAUAUACAUGUCUCUCCAAAGGACAUGAUUGACUUCAGCAAUGGAUUCAGUUUAUGGCCCGUGUUUAUGUUUG
Medicago truncatula (barrel medic) is the source of this 1972-nucleotide messenger RNA. Its product is annotated as probable pectinesterase/pectinesterase inhibitor 7. The transcript is spliced from 2 exons. Lineage: Eukaryota; Viridiplantae; Streptophyta; Magnoliopsida; Fabales; Fabaceae. Gene Ontology annotation, biological process: cell wall modification. Gene Ontology annotation, molecular function: pectinesterase activity; enzyme inhibitor activity. Bases 65 to 1735 code for a protein of 556 amino acids. The record is from RefSeq and is a predicted model, not a curated record.